AUGUGUGAAGCAGCAAUAAAUACGCCUGCCGAUGAAGCGAACGCACCAACAAUUGGAGACUUCUUGAUCCUCAAUACGAUUGGUGUUGGUUCAACCGCUAAAGUUAAACUCGGAAAGAAUAAGAUCACUGGCGAAAAAGUGGCCAUCAAAAUUAUGAAGAAGAAACUCUUUGUACAAAAACCAGAUCUUCAAGUGAAGCUUCAGCGUGAAAUAGUUCUCAUGAGAAUCCUCAGACAUCCAAACUUGCUCAGAUUCAUCGAUUUUCUUGAAUCCGAGAAGAAUGUAUACAUCAUCACUGAGCUCGGAUCACGUGGUGAACUCUUCGACUUCCUUCUCGAGAAAGGCCCGCCAGGAGCAGCCCUUUCUUUGAACAUUUUCAGACAAUUAAUCUACGGCCUUGACUUUUUGCAUGUUCACGACAUUUGCCAUCGUGAUAUCAAGCCAGAGAACAUUCUUCUUGAUGAAAACAACAACGUUAAGAUCGCUGAUUUCGGUUUUGCAAGAUUCUUGAAAUCAUCAGCAGCUGAAACAUCAUGCGGAUCACCACACUAUGCUGCUCCAGAAGUCAUUAAGGCUGAACCUUACGAUGGCAAGGCAGCCGAUGUUUGGAGCUUGGGCGUUGUAUUUUAUACACUUUUAACAGGUCGUAGACCAUUCGAAGAUGCAUCAUUGAAGAACUUGCUCACCAAGAUCAAGACCGCUGACUACAAGAUGCCUGAUUUCCCACCAGCCAUCCAAGAUCUCAUCAGAAAGAUGCUUACAGUCGAUCCAACCCAAAGAAUUACCAUUGCCGAGAUCAAGCAACACCCAUGCUUCAGACUUUUGUUACCACAAACAUACACAGUUCCAAUUCCUCUUCCUUCGUCAAUUAUUGACGAACCGAUUGAUAUCGCAAAGGUCGACCAAACACUUAUCGACCUUCUGAUUCAAGUCGGCUUCGCUCUUGACGAGGUUAAAGAGCAACUCGCCGCUUCUGAACAUACAGUUGGCAAAUCUUUCCUUGUUCUCGUUUCUCAUUUCAUCAGCUUCGAUAUGCUUCCAUGGGGUGAUAAACCAGGCAUUUCUGUCGCUCCUUUGACAAAUCUCCUUACAAGUGCUAAAGGACUCAAUUUCGAGAAGGCAAGUAAGCUUCCAAACCUUGCAGAACAUAAAAUCGAAAUCACUACGACAACAGCGUUCCCAAUUCCUAAAGUUAACAACGCAAUACAGACAAAUCUUACAAAUGCGGGAUUCAAAUGGUUCUUCCCCAACGAAAUGUUGUUCUACGGAAGAAACCAUGAGAAGAAUCUCGAUAUUACAAUCAAGACGAGAUUUACAGGAGAAAAUCAGUUCCAAACAACAGUAAUCCUCGUUUCAGGCGACAAGGCUCAGUUCGAGGAGUUGUCUCAGUCAAUUGAGAAAGACAUGAAGGCUGCUUUAUAA
Messenger RNA from Trichomonas vaginalis G3, 1422 nucleotides. RefSeq names its product protein serine/threonine kinase protein. Gene Ontology annotation, cellular component: cytoplasm. NCBI's taxonomy places the organism in Eukaryota, Parabasalia, Trichomonadida, Trichomonadidae. Gene Ontology annotation, biological process: protein phosphorylation; intracellular signal transduction. The record is from RefSeq and is a predicted model, not a curated record. Bases 1 to 1422 code for a protein of 473 amino acids. Gene Ontology annotation, molecular function: ATP binding; protein serine/threonine kinase activity. The transcript has a single exon.